GCGCUGUUGCAACGUCAAACAUCGUCCCCCUGGUUGUGCCAUGCGCACUGGCGGUUGUUGUUGUUGAGCUGGUUGUUAUGGCUGGACAAGGCCUCGGACUAAAUUAGAGAGGACCCCCCGCACCACCCCCGUCUCUGCCGCGGGACACCCGCCACCCAUGGAGGGCACAGACAUGGACGUGGACGCGGAGCUCAUGCAGAAGUUCAGCUGCAUGGGAACCACGGACAAGGACGUCCUCAUCUCCGAGUUUCAGAGGCUGCUGGGCUUUCAGCUCAACCCGGCCGGCUGCGCCUUCUUCCUGGACAUGACCAACUGGUGAGUGCGGUGAUUCAUAGGCCUGUCCCGCUAACGUAGCAGGGUAAUUGGCUAGUUAGCAUUUAAACAACAAUUAAAAGAAAUUAAACUGAAGACAAUCUGAAAAAUUCUGUGCUGAGUGUGCGUUCAGGUGCUCGUCGAGCGCUCAGAAAUCCCAGUUUUCUGGGUCGUUUUUCCAAAAUUUGGUGCGUUCAGGAGCUGUAAGUCAUUCUGGAACAACAGGGAGGCGACAGAGAUGAUGUCCAACGUUGUGUUACUCAAAACUGAAUUAAGAUGAAUUUACAUGUAGAGCAGUCUGUCUCUGUAGUACGCGAUACACUUUAGUAACAAACUGUUUGAUAAUAUGUGAGUGUAUAAAAACUUUCCUGCCGUAAACACAUUUACUUCAGUCCGCCACAUUUCAGCCCUGUAUGGUGUUGUGUCGUAGAAUGCACCCCUGACUGGAGAGCGGUUAAAGUAGAUAACAAGGCGAAAUAAUCCAAGUUCUCCCCAUCAAUGGAUGGAUUUAAAAGCGUGAAUCUUUGAGGUUUAAUUCAGAUGAACCGAAAACAAUAACCAUCUGAUUUCUAAUAUUUCCUGUCCCGAAAAUAAAAUGUUCUCUACUUUGACAGCUAACUGUACAUUUAAUAUACCCAAAUACACCUCUAUAUGUGGAUUUGUGAGACACACAAAAACAGAGCAAAGUUUGCUGCUACAUUUGACAUGUUGUCAUGAUCAAAUACUCGUGUUUUUGUAAAUAUGAGGUCAUUUUGUUCCACUUUAAGAAGCUAAUGAGUGGAGGGGAGCAGGGGUGCAUUCUACGGCAUUACACCGUCUCCGUCAACACGACAGGCUAACAGGUACCAACAUAUCUCCCAAACUUCACCAACAUGUCCCCCAAACUUCACCAACAUGUCCCCCAAACUUCUCCUGCUUUUGUUCUGACUUUAAUCAGCGUUUACGUGAUAAUACUCAACCCGACAGCUAUUUCUCCGAUUACUCUGACAGGACGUAAACGCAUCGUCCGUCAGAGCCGUUGGAAACCACAGUCGGUUAACUGGUUUAAAUGGUUAAAGUUCGUCCUAACCGUGAGUUUAAAAUGAGGUAAAGUAACCCGAAAACUGAGAGAAAUCCUACCCACUUUGUUUGCUGUCUAAUUUAAGAUCGGGGGAACUCUCGGCGUAGAUUAUCUGCUGGAUUACAUAAUCGUAUUCAGAGCCAGUUUAACUCUGAGACUCAACUCAAGGCAGCAGCAGCGGCGCGAGCCCCUUCACUGUGAUCGGAUGACGUAACCGAUCGUGAUCUAUCAACAGCUGAUCAAACCGCCUCUGUGUCUCUAAUUAGUGUUUAAAUGAGCCUAAUCAAUCAGUGGUUUAUGGCUCUGAUUAGAUUUAAUUUAAAGGGACAGACCCCCCUUUAGAAAGCGGCGUCUGUCCUGUGGAGUCUAAACAUAGACUCUAGAUUCUAGAUUCUUUAUACAGUCUAUGGGUCUAACACACCAGACUGACACCACAGAGGGUAGGGGAGAGUGGGGUAAGAUGAUCCACUUUUCAUAUUUGGGAUCAGUCCAUCAAGUCAGUCCUAGUUUUGUCUCUAACUCGUGUCUCUGCAGAUAUUUCAGGAUGUUGUUCAUCCCUGCAAACCAACAGAAUGAGUGUAAACAGAACUGUCAUCUUCAUAAUAUAGCAGGACAAAAAAAAGUGGUCUCUUAUGGUCAACUUACCCCUCACCUUCUCUCUCCCUGAAUAACAGUCACUUCUUCACAUUCAUGUGUAUUUUUAUCUAUUAUACUCUAUUCAACUGGUACAAUAGUUCCUGUUAUUAUUAUUACAUAUAACUGCUAAAAACCAUUUGAAGAUGAGAAUGUCUUUAAGUGAUUGAGAACAUUCACAGAUCUGUAUUUUAGAAAAGAAAAAGUCAAACAUUUCAACAAUCUGAAGGUAAACUCUGAUCCUCUCAUCAGACUCCUUUACUUUCUCUGUUCCCCCUGAACUACUAUGAUGACUUUAUUAGUCCUCCAAGAUAAAAUGGUGGACUGUUUGGUUUUUGACCUCAUGUUGGAGCUGAUAGAGACCAUGAUUGAUGGAUAAAACUAAUUUAAAAUGAUCUUUUUUGGUCUGAACACAAUCCUAAUCAAACUGAACUUACCCUUUGGCUGAACUUACCCCAGUCUCCCCUAAAUUUCCACAGAAGCGAGUGGAAAAGUUCAGUCAAAGUUUCCUUUUGUUUGUUAAAGGUUUUCAGGGACAAAGGAGGACGUUUUUCUGAGCACCGUCAUCCUUGGUUGUUUACUUUUUACAGGACUCGGGAUUCCCCCAAGAAAAAGUCACAAACACUGUCUGAUGUAAUGUGUCCCAUGACCUGCUUCUAGGUGUGGACUCGACCUUUAUUUCCCUCAGUGGGUUCACUUCAGCUGCGUACAUAACUUCCUUUUACAGUCAUUUUGAUAAGUGUUCAGUCACAAUAGUGUUGUUUGUGGGCCUGACAGACUGGAGAUGAUGUGGUAUCGUGUUUCAUCAGAGUUUCAACCGCUGUGUCCAAACUGUGCAAAUCAUAUGAUUAAAAAUACAAGUCUGUUUGUGAGUGUUUACCAAAGAAAAAGGUCUGUGUUGGAGACAGACAGAUUCACCGGGUUAAUAAAUGGCAUUCUGACACAACCUGCGUCAUACUGGGCUCUGCUCUCACCAGGCAGACAUCACGACUAUCUUCUCCAAUGAAAAAAUAUAUUUGACAGUUUAUCUAAUUAGAAUAUUCAGUGGCUGGUCUUUGAUAUCCAAUCCAAUAUUAUAUUUACCUUGUAUAUUUUCUGCUACACCAACACUUAUCUAACCAUAAAAAAUCACACAUUUGUUCUAAUAUUUAAAAAACUGUGAAAUUGGCAUUAUACAGGAUAUCAACCAUGAUAUCUGCAUCAGCCGUCUGUAUAGAUAUAAUAAAGUAGCUUUGAUUGUUUCUUUACAAAAUCAAUUUUAAUUUCACUCACACUUUAAAAAUAAAUCAGUAACUAACUUAGAAAAUCAGUCAGGCUAACGUUCUGACUAAUCUCUGCCUCGUGUGUGUUCAGAGUGACAUGUUUCAUCCUGUGAGUCUCAGUUAUCCUGUCGGUGUUGAGGAGGAGCGUGCUGAAGAGACUGACGUGAUCAGAUCAGGUUUGGAUCUUCAUGUGAGACUCUAUCUGCAGUCAUCAAAACCUGAUCAAACACGAUUGUUUCUGGACUUUGAUCGGGGAUUCAAGAAAAAAACCGAGUUUCCCUCUUUGCCUGUGUCAGUUUGACGGCGGGUUAUCUCCACCUGUGAGAUUCGUCAGGCCUGUUGUGUCGAAGUUCUUCAGAACAUCACCUGGAGGCUCAUGCAGUUCCUUCACUUUAACCAGAUUCUUCAGGCUUUGUGUCUGAAUGAACUCGACAGAAACUUCCGGAUCGAGCUCAGUCAGAACUUGAUUAUUACAGACAGAAAUGAACCACCAAGAUUUUAGAAGAUAUGUGAACUUGUUCAGAAAAAAAGUGAUUCUGAACGAUGUUUGGAUUAGAAAUAUUCAUCAAACAGUCCCGGUGUAUCCCAGAUGAUGAGAAGAAAUCGUGUCUUCACGUCGACUCUGUAGGUUUCAUCUUGUAGUCUGAUCACACUCAGCGCUCCAAUCAGUGCUCCCAUCAAUCCUAGAUAAAAGAGCGGUUUACCGACCUUACGGUUCUUUCAAGAGAUCUGCAUUAGUGUCAGUCAGCUCUGCACAGAAGACACAUAGAUUUUAAUGUAACUUGUGACCUUUGAGUUUAAACCUUAAGGAGUUUUUUCACAUUUGGGGGAAAAAAAUCAAAAAUAUUUUCACGGUAAUCUCCCUUUGAGCUCGGACAGUGUACGUUUACAAGGCUGGAAGAGUAUCACGAAUUAUUAGAUUUUUUUAAGAGCACCUUUCUCUUCGUUUUGUCUUGAAACAGGAACCUGCAGGCUGCUAUAGGUGCAUAUUAUGACUUUGAAAGUCCAAACGUCAACACGCCAUCCAUGUCCUUUGUUGAAGACGUGACGAUUGGGGAAGGAGAGUCAGUUCCUCCAGAUACACCGUUCACAAAGACCUGGAGAAUACAAAACACAGGUCUGGGGCUCCACACACCACACUCACGUCUUCAGUUUGUACUGUAUCAUCAUCCUUUUUUCAUCGACAUGUUAUUUGUCUUUAACUGAACUCACUUCUGUGUCUUAUAGGAGCAGAGUCGUGGCCUCCUGGGGUUUGUCUCAAGUACACUGGCGGGGAUCAGUUCGGGCACGUAAACACAGUCAUGGUAAAGUCACUAGACCCCCAGGAGAUCUCAGAUGUGAGUGUGCAGAUGAGAAGUCCCACAAAUCCAGGCAUGUACCAGGGCCAGUGGAGGAUGUGUACAGCCACCGGAUUAUUCUACGGAGGUAGGAGAAGUCCGGUCAGUCUGAGAGCGCCGUCUUUCAUUUGAAGGUUUUUCUCAACAGCUGCUUUUGUCUCCGCCUCUUUCCUCCCCAGACAUCAUCUGGGUGAUCCUCAGCGUAGAAGUCGGAGGCCUCCUCGGCGUGACCCAGCAGCUGUCCUCCUUCGAGACAGAAUUCAACACCCAACCCCAGCGCAACGUGCAGGGAGACUUCAACCCGUUCGCCUCGCCGCAGAAAAACAAGCACGAUGCCACCGACAACAGCUUCAGAGAUCCCGGCGGGCCGUGGGAGCGCACGCAGGAGCCAAUCCAGCAAGAUCAAAACGGACUGUCUCAUAAUGCUGUAAAUAGGGCGUCAAAUGGCCUCCAAACCAAUCUUUCUGUGGUGACGUAUGGUCAGGUAGGUCUGAUUCAGAUUCAGGCUCUUCAGCUCUUCAGCUCUUCGCUCUCUGGAGCUUCUCUGUUAUUGUUUGUUUGUCCAAAACCUCCAUGAUGGCGGCGAAGAAGCGUUCAGUACUCAGAGUCAGCUGUUUUCAGUGAUUGUUUAGUUGGAGAAGUUCAUGUUGGGAGUGAUGCCCUGUGUCAACAAAACAGUGGAGGUAGAAGCUGUCGUGUCUGAGAGCAGGACGGAUAUCAGUUAAACACGGUCGCUUUAUUUAAACGUUUUCUAGAGGAGUUGAGAUCUUUCCCUGAACUGGUGAAUCUUUCAUUAGUUUUUUCAGGAGAAUCAAAAGUGGUUGUCAGUGAAAGCAAUAAAAAAAAGCAGCUUUCUGUGGCGUCAGGAGGAUGACAUAUUCAGGUCAGAAAUCUCCGGGUUUCCUUUUCCCGAUCAGGAGGAUCAUGGGCUUUUUUUUUAACUGCAAACACGAGUAACUUAGAAUGAGAAAGGGUGGAAAUGUUCUGUACUAAAACUUGUAGUUCGAUCGUUUCACAUUGAAGAAGCAGAAGAGCUGCAGUCAACACAAACAUUCUGAUACCACGUUAGCAUACAACAGGAUACGGUGUAUUCACCAAGGCAACAGCGGACAAGGCUGCUGCAUCGAAGUGAGAAACUCAAGGAUAAAUUUUGUUGAUUUCAUCCCUUUUUUUUUCCCGCUCUUUGGAUCUUCAUCGUCAACACUUCCUCUCACCUUUGCAGUUCUGAGUUUGUGAGAUUGAAAAGAUGACGUGACAGCUGCUGGUUUCACCGCAGACACUCUGACGUUUGUACCUCAUCACCGCUGAGUCUCACUGCUCACUGGUUGGUCGACAGUUUUGUGGGUCUCUUACAGCAGAGCGUGUAGAAAAGUGCGGCGAACUCGUCCUGGAUCAGGACUUUGUUCACUAGAGCGCUGAUACAUGUUUUUAAAAAGAGUCCUAAAAGGAUCAGGACCCUCUGAAGUUUGAGUUCUGUCCUCAAAGAUAAUUUCUGCUCCUCUUUAAAAGACUUUCUCACAAACUCUAGUUAGAGGGAUGACAGAAUUAAAUCAUUUUCUCAUCUUGACUUAAAUUUGUUCAGCUGCUCCUUUUACAUCGUGAGAAACCUCUGUGGAAGUUUGGUCCAGUUUCAAAGUAUAAAAGUGUGAAUCUCUUUGGUGCUCCUUCAGUUUUACGUCCGCCUGUUUCAUGGAUUUUAAUCUUAGUUCUGUAAAACCAGAGAGUUCGAUUGUAUUCACUGAAUUAGAGACGUUUUCACAUCACAGGAAUCACACUUCAGCCUGUUUCUGAGUAGAGAUCAGGUUCUGGAUACUUGGCGUGUGUCCGUGGUCGUCUCCUCCUGACAGAGAAUCCGAGUUGGUUUUUGGUGAAUCCAGAUUCAGGACCAGUUCUAAGAGGCGUGGACAGAUCUGAGCCGCGUUUAGGGUUUGAAAUGUAACUCCAUUUUCAGAACUGCAGGAACGUCUUAGUCUGCGGUUGUGGCUCCUGUGAUCCUGUAUGACUCACAGUAACAAAGAUGACCACACAUCCAGAGUGAUGGAGACGUGUGGAAGGAGCUGAGCAGGUCGAUGGAGCUUCUGAAGUAGAGCUGGGCGAUAUGGGCGAUAAGUUUAUCACGAAAUAUUUCUGCGAUAUCAGCUGAUAUCGAUCAAUAUCAGGAUAUAAAAAUCUAACAGUGUUUAUUGGUCUCAUGUCUUUUCCAACACAAUAAUCUCCUGCAUCUGUGAGGUCUUUGUGUCUCUUUGGCGUUUUGUCGUAAGGCGUCGCUCUAGAGAAAGCCGACUGAAUGGUCGUCUGUUUCAGGCGCCAUGGGCUCCUCGCUCCUCUCGGGGUUUGUAACCUUUUGCGUUGCGUGUGCUCUGCGGCGUGGCGCUGCUUCAGGUGGUGAAAAAGAUUUGAGGUAUUCCCCGACUUUGUGAGAACAUGUACUCGACAUAAUUUACAGUCCACAUUACUCUGCUUCAUGUCCGACCUCCAAAAACCAAAAUACCUCCACACCACCGACGUUUUCCUAACGCCAGUGUUGUGGUUGACAUUGAUGUGGUCAUCUGUUGAGCCUUCAUGGUCAUUUCUGUCGGGGGUAGCACUCAUUUUCUUUGUUUCUCACCAACAGUGCUGUCGGCUUCACCUGUUAAAGUGCUAUGGUUGGGUGGAGCUGCUGUCUGCUACGACACUGCAGUUGGUUGAUACUUGGUUCUAAUUCAGAACAUGAUUGGUUCAGACCCGGAGACACUCCCCUUUUCAUUGGCUGUUCGUAUAGUCGACCAAAACAUGUCAGAAUGACGACUAUCUAGAGGCAUAUUGAUCGUGUUUUAUAUUGAUAUUGAGGGAAAUUGAUUUUUGAUAGAUAUGGUUAUCGUUUUAUCGCCCAGCCCUAAUCUGGAUGUUUUUUAUUUCUGAGUUUGUCUGGUUCAGGUUUAAGAAAGUCUGCACAACAGGAAGAGAGUGUGAAGGGUGAAAAGAUGUUAAACCAGCGUCUGUAAUGAUCACAGUGACUCCUGCACAGAGGAUGGACAGAGGGUCAUCUGUGAGCGUGAACUCAGACUGAGGGUUUGAUGUUGGCGUGUACAUCUCUGUCGUUAACAUUCAUUUGUUUACGUUUUAUCGCUGAAUCGUUUUCCCAGGAAUCAGAAAAUGUCGCUGCAGCUUCUUCAAAUCCAGUUUACAGGCUCUGUGGAGGAAACGCGGUGACGUCACUGCAUGUCCGUCCCAGUUAAACGCCUCUUUACACAGUUGAACCGUGUUAAUCUCUCAGGUGGGGCAGCAGCAUAAUUGUUUUACAGCAGCAGCUCCUCAUACCUGUCAUAGCUGAGCCCUGACUCAGACGUUUGGUUUCUCCUCGGUGGUUAAACUGGACUGUUGACGGCGCACACUUAAAGCAUUAAUCCACAUAGACGUUGACACGGCUGCUUCCUACAUGACCUGCAGGUUACUGUCUUUAAACGGAUGACGACCGCAGACGGGCGUCUGUGCAGCUCUGACUUCACACUGUUUACUUAAAUCAGGGUCCAAGUAAAGAGGGAAACCAGAACCAAGUUAGUAACCUACUCGCUGCAGCGUGAUUUUAGGAGGCUCUGAAAGGGAAACAAGGUUGGAAUGGUUCUCCUGCGUGUCGGCUUUCAUUACAGUCAACUCUCCGUUUCUAUGCAGAUGCUCUUUCUAGUACCGUAUGUUAUUGCCACCCUGCCAGCUGCAUGUAUUGUAAUGGAGAACAGCCUGCAGUGUCAACAAUAGGAGUUCGAUCCCCACGGCGAACUCCUCUGCUGACCACGUUUCUACUUCAACUACGUUUUUCUUUUUAAUCCGUCAAAACUUUUUCUGAAAGUGUUUGAUUGAAAAAACCAAAAGAGGGAGAAGAGUGUUAGAGAGCAGCACUAUUAGACUGGUCCACUCCGGUGUGUACGAGGUUAAUAAUGUGUCGAUUAUUGUCAUUUAUGGAGUCAGAGAAAACACAGGAUAGCACCGUUUUUAAACUCACCGGAGCUUUGACAUCUGUGCUGUUUGAACACACCUGCACAUGUCAUAAACACUGAUAUAGAGACAUCCAUGUUGGCCUGUAAAAGCUCUGGUUAUUAUGAUAAAGGAGUAUCUUAUAACUUUGCCCUAAAAUUCACUUUAAACCCAAAAAGUCGCUGCGAGACGACGUCCUUCACGUUCAUGUUAUUGAGAUACGUCAGCAAAGCCCAGAGGGAGUUUGAUAACAGAGUUUAUUAUUCAUCUGAGUGCCAGCAGUGAUCAAUACAUGGAAAAUCCCCCCUCACAUAUUAGUUAUUAUGGGAAGGGUCCACUAAACCUGAUACUCCACAGAGAGACAGAUCCUCUCUGUCAGAUCUGCUCUUCUGACUUCUGUUUGUUGGGUCGGGUCUGCAGGAGUUCUGAGCAGCAGUCAGUGUUUCUGUGUUAAUAUUAGUCCGGUGUGUGUGAGGGUGUUUGUCAAUACAAACACAGAGCGGAGUAAAAAUAACACACAGGACUUGGAGAGGAGAGGAGAAACUUUGAUCUGUAUGAGUUUGUAAAUGUCCAAGAGUACAAUCUGAAGAAGAACUUAUUUAUCCUCAAAAGGAAAUUCAAUAUUAUAGUCAAUUUGAAUGAAUGAAUGAAUGAAUGAAUGAAUGAAUGAAUGAAUGAAUGAAUGUUUUAUUUCGAACAUGCAAUAAAGGAAACAGAGUAUAGGUAGUAACCAUACACAAACACAUGCAUACUAUAAAUAACAGGAAACAAAGAUUUCUGUCAACGACCUGCAGCUGAGCUACAUGUUUGAAAAGGUUCAAACUUAUUUAAUCCUUUUAUCAACAGUUUCUAUCGUGAUAUUUUAACCUCACAUAUUUAUAAUGUUUAAACUCGGUCAUAAACUUAAUAUUUCGAACACAAAAGGAUGAUCGUGUCCUUUACUAAGUGAUCAUAUCUGAGAGACUGAAGCUCACCUGAGUUCAGGCAAACGUAAGAAUGAAGUCAGAGUGAAUGGAUGAGGCUGUUUGUGUCACACAUGAACCUGAAAAAUGUUCAGAGAUCUUCAGGUAAAGAGAGACGGAGAGAGUUGGUGGAUUUCUUUCCUUUUUCUAAAAUCUUCAGAUUAAAUAAAAGUUUAUCUUCAUUAUUCUUUAACUUUUAGUGAGUCUUGUCCAUGUCUAACAAGCAAACUUACUUUUAUAUCUUAUCUUGGAAACUUAAACAGCUGUAACACCUCUGCGUCUCCUUUUUCACACUGAAACCCUCUGACCAUGAAGCUCAGUGUUCACUGCACUGUUGUGUGUUUACACUGACCCGUUCAUCGGUGUCUUCAUGUUAGUUUUUUAUUUUUUGUGGUGUUGUAAAGUUUGUGUAGCAGGUGAGAUGCUCACAUCUAACUCUCUAAUAAACAACCAGAUAUCUGUAAAGAACAGUAGUGGGGGGGGCGACCAUAUUCUGAAUUCCCAAAAAGAGGACACGACUGGAGUCACGCGCUGUAAAUUCAGAGAGUUUUUUUACGCGCUUCUAACUCAGUUACCAUAUUUUUCGCACUAUAAGGCGCACCUGAUUAAAAGGCGCACCAUCAAUGAACGCGUCUAUUUUCAUACAUAAGGUGCACCAGAUUAUAAAGUGCAUUAAACCAAACAAAACAGUCAGAAAAGUCAAACUUUAUUUAACUCAGUCAGUAACUCUGCGAGGGUACUGUAGCUGCAGCACUCCGACAAGCCAAAAGGAUUUUAAGUGCGCCUUAUAGUGCGAAAAAUACGGUAGUCCACGGUACAAAAACUCAAAACUUCCAUACUAACCGCGGACACUUGAAGGAUUUUAUAAACUCCCCCCUGACAACGCUGGACAGCCCCCCAAAAAGAGGACAUGUCCGGGUAAAAGAGGACGUAUGGUCACCCUGACAACAGUAGGAGGAGUCAUCUCUCCUCUGAUCCUCCUGCUGCUGUUAUCCUCCAGAUAGAGGAGAUUAUGGAGGUGAUGUGAAGUGUCAGGGCUGUAUGAAUAAACAUAUUCACUUCUGAAACACCAAAACCCCGCGGAGACACCGGUCUGCUGCUGUUUUUUCUUUUGGACGUCAGAACUUUGUUACUGUGAUGAAGUUGGAGGAUGAACACGGAGCUGAAGGUGGUUAUAUUCUCGUUACCUGCUCCUCCUGUCUGUAUCUGCUCCACAAUAACUCCAUUGUAACUCGUGUUUUCUCGUUAUUUCCAGGGUAUUCAUGGACCCUAUCCGUUUGGACAGAGCUAGAACGACAAAGACCCCCCCUACCACGGUGGAUGAUGAGAGAAACACCCUGGGAGUCCUUCAACACAGAGGAGGAGUCAGAGGGGGGGACGAACUGUUGUUUUCUAUUGACUCAUGACGACCCUCUCCCCCCCGACCUCAUGGCCCUUUCCACACAAACACAAACUACAGUGGGAGGGGGGGGAGGGGUGGAUGACGACACCACCCUACCUGACAUCAACACCUGGACUCGCAUGUGUGAAUGCUUCAUUAAAGAGAGCUACAAACCCUGAAAAAGACGAAAACACCCGACGAUUUUUGUUUCACCUGUAAGAAAACGUCUGAAGGGAAAAUCCACCCUCUCACCGUCAGGGUUCAGACACGGGACCGUGAGACAAAACGCAAAAAAACACAAACAACCCUGAAAAAGAUUCACUGAGAGAUUUUAAACUCAAACCGAUUUCCUCCUGGGUGAGAGUUUAGUCCCAGCUCCACUGCUCCAAAUAACCAGCCGGUCUACAAGUACGACGAGCGGUCGAAUCAGCCGCCACAAAUUACUGUAACCAAUACUGUACGGCUUUAUUUGGAGGUUAAUCAGCAUUUCUACGGUUACAAAUAAACGAAUUAUCACUGACUGUAAUGACCUUCAUUUGUUCAGUUGAAGCCAGAAGAGAUUCAGAUUAGUGAUAAUUUAUCAAAUCAGAGAUGGAUAUUUGAUUUAAGGGAAAAAAAAGUUUGAAAUUCCACUCUUAAAAUUUCUGUGUUUUUCCUUUUAUUUUAACAUGCAGGGACUUAAUCAGAACUUUAAAGAUUUAAAUUUGGAGCGUUUUCAGAGCUGAGCUGUAAAGUUUUUGAUUCUAAAAGUUUCUAAAAAUGGAGAAAACAGGAAGUAAUAGUCAGUUUACAUUAAAAAAUAACCCGUGGGAAAUGCAGUAGUUGGAAGAUGACGAUGAAGAGUGGCUGAGGUUUACAAAACGUAGAAACGGAGGAUCGUACUCGUCAUCACACACUAAAGCUUCCUGUCCUUUAAAGGCCACCAUAUUUUCACAGACGUGAGGGACGAGCGAGGGAGGGGUUCAUUUCUUCACUCUGCACUUUAAAAAAAGCCACAGUUGUGUUUAGUUUUUCUUUAAAUAAUUGUAUUUUUAUUUAUUUUGUUGCUGAGAAGGAGGACAAAGUUUCGCAAACGUUUAACAUUUUUAUUUCAAAAGUUUAAAAAAAAGUUAAAAAACAGACAAAAAUGAAGAAUUAAUGUCCUUUUUUUCCAGACACAUAAUAAAACUGUGAAAAAGAAACAAAAACACUACAGUGAUCCCAGUUUUCAGCCUCUAUUGUGAUCGAAUGUAAGAUCAGUCAGUAUCAUAACAUGUCAUGUAGUCGUUGGUUAAACCCGACAUGAACUUUCAGAUUUUAAAGGAUAAUCCCACAUUGUCACAGAUUAUUAAACGUCUCCUCCUGACCCGUGUGUGAACCCGAUCACUCUUACAGAUCAGACGAAGCGAGACACUAACGGGUUCUUUCAGGCGACACAGGAAGUGAGUUUUUUGUUAAAAUUUUGGGUGGAUUUUCCCUUUAAAGAGUAAAGUGAGUGAACGAGAGGUCGGAGGAGGAAGGGUUGAAAAAGCCAUUUAAAUCUAUUUUGCCUGAUGUGUGACUGCUCUGAGUCGACAUGUCAACACGAGUGUGUGUGUGUGUGUGUGUGUGUGUGUGUGUGUGUGUGUCCCGUAUAUGUAAGAGUGUGUGUGUGUGUGUGUGCGUGCAUGUGUGUGUGUGUUAAGGUUUCUCUUUGGAUUUAACUGACAUUGUAAAGGUGUUUAUGCUACUUGGGCAAAGGAUGAGGUGUCUGUUCACGAACACAUCCAGACUGCGUGUGUGUGUGUGUGUGUGUGUGUGUGUGUGUGUGUGUGUGUCUCUCUGAAGUAUUGUUGAGUGAUUCUGCACUGACUCACGAUUCGCCAUUUUCUUAUUUAUUUGCUGUUUUCUCUCUUUUACCCCCCCCACCCGCCCCGCCUCCCCUGGUUGCUUCCAGUCCCGUUCAAAGCCAGCAGGUGGUGCUAUAAAUCAGAAGACCAACCUUAAAACUUGAGAUUCACAUCAUGCUGAGUUCUUUGCCAGGAGAAAGUGACGAGUAGUGGUUUGAUUGAAGUGAGAUUUGAGUCUGGAGAUGAAUGGUUCACAUCAGGAUUUGCACUGAUGUCCUCUUACUGCUAUUUGCACAAAUCUGUUCAUCAUCCCUGAAAAGGAAAUGUCGUUUUUUUUUAUUGUUUUCUUCCACUCAUCACCCUCUCCUCCCUGAAGGCCUUCGCAGCUUUAAAGUUUGUUUUCAUCAUGGGUCUUAAACUUAUGUCUGAUCUUAGAAACGAAGAUCCAAUCGUGUCAUUUAGGUUUUUGCACAUCAUCUCUCUGUCUGUCCGUCUGUCCGUCUGUCUGUCUGUCUGUCCGUCUGUCCGUCUGUUUGUCUGUCUGUCCGUCUGUCCGUCUGUUUGUCUGUUUGUCUGCGAUCACACCUGGAUUUUAACCACAGCUUUGCCUUCUUCAUUUUGUUCCUCGGUUUGUUCAUCGUGUAUUUUGGGCUUCAAAAUAAAAGUGGGAAAAUUUGAUCAUCGGACUCCAUGAUAGUGUUAUAUUUCUUCACAAAGAGUGUGUGUUUUAUUUUUUUAUGUGUCUUUCUCUGAGUGGAGUUCAUGACAGUCUGUACAAUUCACCAGCCUUCUGUAUUUGUUUUAAGAGUCAGCUGAAGUCCUCCUCCCAAACAGUGUACACUCUUCCCCUCUGCUCCUCUGAGUCACAGCAGUUUCAUCUGUGUGUGUGUGUGUGCGUGUGCGUGUGUGUCGGCUGGUGAGAAAUCUGAACACUGCUGGAUUCAUUCUCUAGUUUGAGUUUGUGAGUGUGUGCGGGUUCGAGACUGGUGGUGGCCUGGUGAGUGGAUGAGCUGAAAGUUGACAUAGUCCUAAAAUAGCACAUUUAUCUGAAGAGAAACUGUCAAAAUAAAAGCUUUCCCCUGUAUCUAUAAUGAAGCAUUUGUAUGAUUAAAUUAACACUGAAAUAAGGACUAUGGUGUCU
Molecule: messenger RNA, 13847 nt
Organism: Xyrichtys novacula (pearly razorfish)
Lineage: Eukaryota; Metazoa; Chordata; Actinopteri; Labriformes; Labridae
Source: the annotation of a GenBank genome assembly